Messenger RNA from Tetrahymena thermophila SB210, 1326 nucleotides. Its product is annotated as PCI-domain protein. The record is from RefSeq and is a predicted model, not a curated record. NCBI's taxonomy places the organism in Eukaryota, Ciliophora, Oligohymenophorea, Hymenostomatida, Tetrahymenidae. The transcript has 5 exons. Gene Ontology annotation, cellular component: COP9 signalosome. Gene Ontology annotation, biological process: protein deneddylation.
AUGUCUGAUUACGAAUACGAAGAUGAUGCCUACGAUGGAGGAGAUUAUGAUGAUGGUGGAUAUGAUGAUCAUCAAGAAGACGACCCAGAAGUUGAAUUAGAAAAUCAGUAUUAUACUGCAGAAGGUGAAAUUACUGAUGAUCCUACAAGUGCUAUCACUAUUUUCCAAAAGAUUAUUGAAACCGAAUAGUAAAAAGAUGUUUCAAAAAGAAAAUGGACAUUUAAAUCUCUCUAAUAUAUUAUAGUUAUCUCAGUUAAGCAAAACUAAACUUAAGAUUUAAUUAAAAAUAUCAAUUUAAUAUUACAAAAUAUGGAGAGUGUCAGUCGUAACGAUGCCACCGAUGGUAUCACUUAAAUUAUUGAAAGCUUUAUGCUUUUGCAAGAUUUGAGCAUAAGACAAAAGGCCUUUGAGAUUAUAUUACACUACUUGAAAGAAAAGCAAAUGAUUUAGUUAUGGUUUAAUGCAUCAUUGAAAUUGGCUAAAAUCUACUUUGAAUCUGGAGACUUUUAAAAUCUCAAUGACGUUACAUCUCAAAUUAAAGCUUCUUGCACCUUGCCUGACGGUUCAGAUGAUCCCAAGAAAUCUGAAUACUUAUUAGAAGUUUACUCUAUCGAAAUUCGUGUCCUCAUCAAUCAAAAGAGAAAGAAAGAAUUAAAAGAAGUUUACUCAAAGACCAAGCGUCUUUCUUCAACAAUCAACGACCCUAAGAUUAUGGCUGUCAUUAAAGAAACAAGUGGUAAAAUGCUUAUGUUUGAAAAGAAUUACAAGCUUGCUGAAUAAGAAUUAUUAGAAUCUUUCAAGUAUUAUUAAGAUAUUGGUAACACAAAUGCUAAGUUACUUCUUAAAUACGUCGUCCUUGCUUCCAUUUUGAGCGGUUCUACCAUCAACCCCUUCGAUAACAAGGAAGCCAAGGUCUACAAGGAAGACAGAGAAAUUAUUGCUAUGUAAAAUCUCCGUUAUGCUUAUGAAACCAAGAACAUUAACCUUUUCAACAUGACAAUUGUUGACAGAACUUCAAAAAUUUUAGAAGAUGAAUUUAUGAAAGAUUUUAUAGAUGAGUUAAAGAGAGUUAUCAGUUUAGAAAAGAUCACUAGAAUGAUUAUUCCUUACGAAAGAAUUAAAAUUAGCUACAUUAGCAAAUAGUUACAAGUCACAGAAGCUGUUGUUGAGAUAUAUUUAAUGCAAUUAAUUCUUGAAAAGAAAAUUAAUGGAUAUAUUGAUAGCGAAGAAGGUUACUUUGAAAAUUCUAACUAUCUUAAGGAUCCUCUAGAAAAAUCAAAGGAAGAAUCAAUUGAAAAAUGGAUUUUAAGUAUUAAAAAUAAUUGA